Helianthus annuus (common sunflower) is the source of this 546-nucleotide messenger RNA. RefSeq lists its product as uncharacterized. Lineage: Eukaryota; Viridiplantae; Streptophyta; Magnoliopsida; Asterales; Asteraceae. The transcript is spliced from 2 exons. The coding region runs from base 1 to 546 and encodes 181 amino acids. The record is from RefSeq and is a predicted model, not a curated record.
AUGGACAUUAAGGAAAUCAAGUCUAACAUAUAUGACAUGUUCCCACAACACAUACACCAUGGAAACUUAUCUUGUAGCAUUCCUAGAGAUCUAAAAGUACUCGACCACUUGUCUCCCAAACAACCCGCUCCCAAACCUGCCGCACAACCCUUAGAUGCAGCGGCUGCCGCCAAAGAUGAAGUCGCCGCCCGUGCGGCCGAAACCCUAUGGAACCAGCUAGAUGCUGUGGUUCUCCAGUGGAUCUAUGCCACCAUCUCUGCUCCUCUUCUUCACAUAAUAUUGCAAACAGGUCAAACCGCUCAUGAUGCUUGGUCAGCCGUUGAAAGCGAAUUUAAUGAUAAAAAAAAUACUCGUGCCAUCUUCCUCGGCCAAGAGUUUGCUAACCUGUCACUCGAAAAUUUCUCCAGCAUGGCUGAUUAUUGUCAGCAUGCGAAGCAUAUUGCCAAACAACUCAAGAGUGUCGGGUCUCCGGUUGAUGACCGGAUAUUGGUCAAGGUCCUCACCGGUCUUACUGAGCAAUACGAUAGCAUCUCCACUGUACUUUAA